ACCCCACAAACCAAACAACGCCUCAAUUUCCACUCGAAAACCCCAAACCCAGACGCGUCCAAAGACCAGAUCCCACCGGAGCACCCAGUCGAAGUGGUCGGCCGGAUCCGAGACUACCCAGAUCGGAAGGAGAAGCCAGCUUCGAUCUUGCAAGUGAACCCAGAUAACCAAACGGUCCGAGUCAAAGCCGAUGUCGGGUACAGAGACUUCACGCUCGACGGCGUUUCUUUCUCGGAGCAAGAAGGCCUCGAAUCGUUCUACAAGAAGUUCAUCGAAGAGAGGAUCAAAGGCGUGAAGGUCGGGAACAAAUGCACGAUCAUGAUGUACGGACCUACCGGUGCCGGAAAGAGCCACACGAUGUUUGGAUGCGGGAAGCAACCUGGGAUCGUGUAUCGGUCCUUGAGGGAUAUUCUCGGAGAUUCGGAUCAAGAUGGUGUUACUUUCGUUCAGGUCACUGUUCUUGAGGUUUAUAAUGAAGAGAUUUAUGAUCUUCUUUCGACAAAUAGUAGCAACAAUCUAGGGAUUGGUUGGCCUAAAGGAGCAAGCACUAAGGUUAGGCUUGAAGUAAUGGGAAAGAAGGCGAAAAACGCAACCUUUAUUUCAGGGACAGAGGCUGGGAAAAUAGCUAAAGAGAUUGUGAAAGUGGAGAAGCGUAGGAUUGUGAAAAGCACUCUAUGUAAUGAAAGAAGUUCUCGUAGUCACUGCAUGAUCAUACUAGAUGUGCCAACUGUUGGAGGAAGGUUGAUGCUUGUGGACAUGGCUGGUUCUGAGAACAUAGACCAAGCUGGCCAGACUGGAUUUGAGGCGAAGAUGCAAACUGCUAAGAUCAAUCAGGGAAACAUUGCGUUGAAGCGAGUUGUGGAAUCAAUAGCAAAUGGUGACUCUCAUGUGCCCUUUAGAGACAGCAAACUGACAAUGCUGCUUCAGGACUCUUUUGAAGAUGACAAGUCAAAGAUUCUAAUGAUCUUAUGUGCAAGUCCGGAUCCAAAGGAGAUGCACAAGACUCUCUGCACUCUAGAGUAUGGUGCAAAAGCAAAGUGCAUAGUUCGUGGGUCUCAUACUCCGAACAGAGAUAAGAAUGGAGGUGAUGAGUCUUCCUCUGCUGUGAUCUUGGGGUCGAGAAUCGCUGCCAUGGAUGAGUUUAUUUGCAAACUCCAGUCUGAGAAGAGGCAUCAAGAAAAAGAGAGGAACGAUGCACAAAAGCAGCUGAAGAAGAAGGAAGAGGAAGUUGCUGCUUUGCGAUCUCUUUUGACGCAGAAGGAAGCAUGUGCUACCAAAGAAGAGGAGAUCAAAGAGAAAGUGAACGAGAGAACACAGAUUUUGAAAGCAGAGCUAGACAAGAAACUUGAGGAGUGCAGGAGAAUGGCUGAGGAGUUUGUUGAGAUGGAGAGAAGGAGGAUGGAGGAAAGGAUUGUGCAGCAGCAAGAGGAGCUGGAGAUGAUGAGGAGAAGGUUGGAGGAAAUCGAGGUUGAGUUCAAGCGCUCAAAGGAUGGAGGAAGAGGAAGUAUAGAUGAAACUAGUGGGUUUGCUAAAAGACUCAGGGGUCUUUACUCUGAUGAAGACAUGGUGAAGUCAAUGGAUCUUGACAUGGGCGAUCAAGAGCCAGUCAAGCAGCUCUGGGGACCAAGCGAUUUGUCUAACGUGUUGCAACCAAAGCCUUCAGAGAAUUUGCUUGCGCAAAUGUACCCGGACAGGGUAUGCCUGAGCACUGUCUUUGAAGAAGAAGAGGCUGAAGAAGAUGAAGAGAAAGUGAUCGUCGAGGAUAAAAGCAUCUGCUCGAUAACAACAACAACACCAACGCCUAGUUUGAAGUUUGAAGGUUUAGGUAAAGAGAAUUGCUCUAACGGUACAGACAACAAAGAAUCAGCAUCAUCUAGAAAGUUGAGAAUCCAGAACAUUUUCACACUCUGUGGCAAUCAGAGAGAGCUGUCUCAACACACUGAGGAGGUUCUUGAAGCCAAGAGUGAUCAGUUGUUUCUUGCAACGCAUAAGGAAGACGCAAAGGAGAACAGUAAUCUCUCAGUUGAUGAAAGCAAAAGCGGGCAGCUUGAUAUCUAUGUUAAAUGGGAAGCAACUAGUGAUAACCCUCUGAAGCAGCAGCUCAUAACAACACUGAGAGUUACAAAAGACGCAACACUAGCUGACUUGAGGAAGCUUAUUGAGAUCUACCUUGGAUCUGAUAACCAAGCUUUCACCUUUCUCAAGCUUGGGGAACCAUGUGGAGCUCAAGUGGCAAAAGAGAAGGAAUCAACAGUAAAAGCUGCGAGCCUGCCUUUCUGCAAUGGACACGCUCACCUUGCUACUCUCAGACCGGGAAAGAGCUUACAACUUCAAAGUCUUGCACAGGCGAGUCCACUUCCACUAACUCCCAUAGAAAACAAGAUGCAGUUUACGCCCAUCUCAAGAAUGACACCGAAGCACCAAGUUGAUGAUGAACUUUCAUCACCCAUCGUAGCUCAUCUCAGCUCCACUCCAUUCAUCACUCUCAGAAGACAU
This is a messenger RNA of Thlaspi arvense, 2496 nucleotides long. NCBI's taxonomy places the organism in Eukaryota, Viridiplantae, Streptophyta, Magnoliopsida, Brassicales, Brassicaceae. The record is from the annotation of a GenBank genome assembly.